UUUCAUCCUCUCUCCCGAACCAAACCAAUCAUUGCUCAUCAUUCGCCAUUUUCAAGGAUUCCACUCGAAAAUUAUCUGGUGGAAUACUGGAGUUAUUGGUAUUACAGAAACACUCUGCUGGACCAUGAUUCAUCUCCCUAGGCCCUUUUUUGCCCCCUCCCCGGCCAAGGGCGCCGCUAUUUCCCUUCUUCUCCCGCUGAGCCGAGCCUUUACCGACCAUGGUCCAUGAUCUCUGACGCAUUCGCCAUGAAUAAAUAAGUCCUUGGGUCUCGCUCGGCCAUUUGCCUCGGAUCUCUUUUUUUUUUCUCUCUACUUUCUUCUCUUCUGCAUUCAUUUCCUCCUCAUUGACUUGGGAGUGUGUUGUCUUGUCAUUCCUUGUAUAGCUUCGGGAUCCCCAUAUACCCUUCCCACCCUGUCAUAUACAUUAUAUCAUAGAUUGUUAUAAUCAUGUCUCUCUACGAAAACGAGGACCGGCAAUACCAGGCCGAGGUGCAGGCCGUCCAGAACUGGUGGAAGGACUCGCGAUGGAGGUACACCAAGCGUCCUUAUACCGCCGAGCAGAUCGUCGCCAAGCGUGGCAACCUCAAGAUCGAGUACCCCUCCAACGCCCAGAGCAAGAAGCUGUGGGGUAUCGUUGAGAACAACUUCCAGAAAAAAUUGGCCAGCGCCACCUAUGGCUGCCUCGAACCCACCAUGAUCACCCAGAUGGCCAAGUUCCUCGACACCGUCUACGUGUCCGGCUGGCAGAGCUCCUCCACCGCCUCGUCCACCGACGAGCCCUCUCCCGAUCUGGCCGAUUACCCCAUGAAUACCGUCCCCAACAAGGUCAACCAGCUGUUCUUGGCCCAGCUGUUCCACGACCGGAAACAGCGCGAGGAGCGCGUCACCACCCCCAAGAGCCAGCGCGCCAACGUCGCCAACGUCGACUACCUCCGCCCCAUCGUCGCCGAUGCCGAUACCGGUCACGGUGGUCUGACCGCCGUCAUGAAGCUCACCAAGCUGUUCAUCGAGCGCGGUGCCGCCGGUAUCCACAUUGAGGACCAGGCCCCCGGUACCAAGAAGUGUGGCCACAUGGCCGGCAAGGUGCUGGUGCCCAUCAGCGAGCACAUCAACCGUCUGGUCGCCAUCCGUGCGCAGGCCGAUAUCAUGGGCACCGACCUCCUCGCCAUCGCCCGUACCGACUCCGAAGCCGCCACCCUCAUCACCUCCACCAUCGACCACCGCGACCACGCCUUCAUCGUCGGCGCGACCAACCCCAACCUGAAGCCCCUCAACGACCUGAUGGUGGCCGCCGAGCGCGCCGGCAAGAACGGCGCCGACCUGCAGGCCAUCGAGGACCAGUGGACCGCCCAGGCCGGCCUGAAGCUCUUCAGCGAGGCCGUCGUCGACGCCAUCAACCAGGGCUCGCACGCCAACAAGCCCGCCGUCAUCGCCGAGUUCCUCAAGCAGGCCAAGGGCAAGUCUAACCCCGAGGUCCGCGCCAUCGCCAAGGGCAUCACCGGCUCCGACAUCUUCUGGGACUGGGACGCCGCCCGCACCCGCGAGGGCUACUACCGCUACCAGGGCGGCACCCAGUGCGCCGUCAACCGCGCCGUCGCCUUUGCCCCCUUCGCCGACCUCAUCUGGAUGGAGAGCAAGCUCCCCGAUUACAAGCAGGCCAAGGAGUUCGCCGACGGUGUGCACGCCGUCUGGCCCGAGCAGAAGCUCGCCUACAACCUCUCCCCCUCCUUCAACUGGAAGAAGGCCAUGCCCCGCGACGAGCAAGAGACCUACAUCCAGCGUCUGGGCGCCCUGGGUUACUGCUGGCAGUUCAUCACCCUGGCGGGCCUGCACACCACCGCGCUCAUCUCGCACAAGUUCGCCAGCGCCUUCUCGCACCAGGGCAUGCGCGCCUACGGCGAGCUGGUCCAGGAGCCCGAGAUGGAGCUCGGCGUGGACGUCGUCACGCACCAGAAGUGGAGCGGUGCCAACUACGUUGAUAACAUGCUGAAGAUGGUUAGCGGUGGUGUGAGCAGCACUGCGGCUAUGGGUAAGGGUGUUACUGAGGAUCAGUUCAAGAAAUAAGCGGGUGCUUUGAUGUAUUGUAAAAAUUUUCUUUUUCUUUUGUUUGUGAUAUCUUGGAUAUAAUGGAUUAGUAGCAUUUUCUC
Molecule: messenger RNA, 2147 nt
Organism: Aspergillus candidus
Lineage: Eukaryota; Fungi; Ascomycota; Eurotiomycetes; Eurotiales; Aspergillaceae
Product: isocitrate lyase 1
Exons: 4
Coding region: 448-2064 (538 amino acids)
Biological process (GO): carboxylic acid metabolic process
Molecular function (GO): isocitrate lyase activity
Source: RefSeq, a predicted model, not a curated record